GGUGUUGAGGGGUCCAUUCUCCAUUCCAACCCGUUUAGGUUGUUAUGUAAAAAGAAAUCGAAGUAGUUAGAUGAACAGGGCCACGAAGCCCAAAUCCCACACCAUCACCAAUCCAACACUGCGAAAAUUUCACACGAGUAGCUCCGGUCAGCUCGCGAUACCAACACCCACUCACCGACACCAAGCGCUAAUCACGUGCAUAUAUAUAUAUAUAUUGUUCUAUUGCGUCCGACAACAGUUUCAUUUCCGACCAAUACAAGAAAUGGCGUCCACGUACAGAGAUCGGACGGCGGAGUUCAGAUCACUAUCGGAGACUCUGAAGAAGAUCGGAGGAAUCACAGCCGUUCAUCAUCAACAACCCGAAAACGACCUAGCUUCAUCGAAACCAUUGACAACACCACUACCACCACCAGCAGUAGCAGCAGCAGCAAACUCUUCUAGAUCCGAAUUCAAGAAGAAGGCCUCGCGGAUCGGGUUGGGGAUCCAAGAGACCUCACACAAGAUCACAAGGCUCGCCCAAUUGGCGAAAAGGUCAACAAUGUUUGAUGAUCCAAUUGUGGAAAUACAGGAAUUAACUUCUCUGAUAAAGAAUGAUAUUACGACGCUGAAUGUAGCUCUUUCAGAUUUACAAACCAUUCAAAACAUUGAAAUAGCGGAUGGGAAGUAUUCUGAGGAUAGAGUCGGACAUUCCACGGCAGUUUUUGAUGACUUGAAGAGCAAACUUAUGGGGGCUACAAAACAGCUACAAAAUGUUUUGACAACAAGAACAGAGCAUAUCAAGGCUCAUGAAAAUAGGAAACAAAUGUUUUCCAAGAAUGCAUUAAGAGAGAACCCUUUUCAGCAUCAUGCAAAAACUGUGACUGAGCCACCCCCUUGGUCCAAUUCAUCAAAUGGAGAUGCAAAUGCACAACCAUCAGCAUUGCCACAAAAUGGAGUUCAAGUUGGCAGCCAGCUGAGACGAAGGUUAGCUGUUGAGAAUACUCCAUCCCAGCAUAUGGAAAUGUCAAUGUUACAGCAGGUGGUUCCAAGGCAGGAAAAUUAUGCACAAAACCGGGCAGUUGCUCUUCACAAUGUGGAAUCCACUAUUUCAGAACUCAGUGGGAUCUUUACACAUUUGGCUACAAUGGUUGCACAGCAAGGGGAACUAGCAAUCAGGAUUGAUGAUAACAUGGAUGAGUCACUGGCAAAUGUUGAAGGUGCUCGCAGUUCUCUUUUGAGGCAUCUUAACCAAAUAUCAUCAAAUAGGUUGCUUAUGAUAAAGAUAUUUGCCAUUUUGAUAUUUUUCCUUGUGUUAUUCAUUUUCUUUGUGGCAUAAAUGUCAUUAUGGGAACCAACAUACAAUUCUUGCUGCAUGGGGUUUCCAGGCUUUCUCCAUGUCCAUCUAUUGGCUAACUUGUCAGGAAUAGGUUACCUUUAUGUGGGAAUGAGUAGGCUCACUUAUUGUGUAUAUUUACUUGGCAUUUCCAUUUUACAAUUUUUUGCUAUAUCUUGUAAAAGCUUCUAGCUAUCUCUAGAGAAGCAUAUAUAUAGCAGUAUUUGUUUUUGAGUUGUGUGCAUUCAUCAAGUGAUUGAGCUUGGAAAUGUAUAUGUGAUUGCAUAUUAAUAUUGAUACGAAAUUUUGACAACAUUAUGUGAUAUUGUCUUCAAUCCUUAUAAAUACCAGUGAGCAUCACUUUUUUAUUUCCUUCUUGAGAUCAUGGGGGUUGUCUCUA
Quercus robur (English oak) is the source of this 1712-nucleotide messenger RNA. RefSeq names its product syntaxin-31. NCBI's taxonomy places the organism in Eukaryota, Viridiplantae, Streptophyta, Magnoliopsida, Fagales, Fagaceae. Gene Ontology annotation, biological process: endoplasmic reticulum to Golgi vesicle-mediated transport; vesicle fusion; intracellular protein transport. The record is from RefSeq and is a predicted model, not a curated record. Gene Ontology annotation, cellular component: endomembrane system; SNARE complex; Golgi membrane. The coding region runs from base 71 to 1315 and encodes 414 amino acids. Gene Ontology annotation, molecular function: SNAP receptor activity; SNARE binding. The transcript has 6 exons.